AUGGCCGCCCCCGAGACCGGCAGCACAGGCGGUGUGAUCAGCUACGUGGGCUCCAGUGGCACCUCGCCCAACCGCACCAGCCCUGUCUCGCUCUGCAGUGACAGCUCCAACAGCAGCUCCCAGUCCGGCUCCCAGCCCUUCCCCACCUACUUUCCCCCAUCGCCCACCGGCUCCCUUCAGGAUUCCCGUGCCUAUGGUGGGGGCUCGCUGGCCCCCCAUGAGGAUGCUUCCCCUUCCUCCUCCGCCUCCUCCUCGUCGUCGUCGUAUGGCUCCUCGGUGAACUUCCCUGGGGUGCAGCAGGUCCCUGCGGAUGAGCGACGCCGCAGCUCUCCCAGCAAAGCUGGCAGCACUGUCACCAAGCUGAACGGGAUGGUGCUGCUCUGCAAGGUCUGCGGGGAUGUCGCCUCCGGCUUCCACUACGGUGUCCACGCGUGCGAGGGCUGCAAGGGCUUCUUCCGCCGCAGCAUCCAGCAGAACAUUCAAUACAAGAAGUGCCUCAAGAACGAGAACUGCUCCAUAGUCCGCAUCAACCGCAACCGCUGCCAGCAGUGCCGCUUCAAGAAGUGCCUGCUGGUUGGCAUGUCCCGCGACGCGGUGCGCUUUGGGCGCAUCCCCAAGCGGGAGAAGCAGCGAAUGCUGGCGGAGAUGCAGAGCGCCAUGAGCAUGGGCAGCGUCCCCCCGGCCAUGCCCAGCCCCGGCGAGGGUCCAGCACCGGGCGGGGGCCGCGCACCGCCACCGCCCCCCGGCCCCCCACCGCUCGCCCCCGCUGCCUGCUUCUCGCAGUUCCCCCAGCAGCUGACACCCCCCCGCUCGCCCAGCCCUGGGGGGGCCACCGAGGACGUCAUCGCGCAGGUGGCCAAGGCACACAAGGAGAUCUUCGUCUACGCGCACGACAAGCUGGGACCCCCCCCGGCCUGCGACGGCGGCCUCCUGCGAUGGGACGCGACCCCUGCGUGGACCCCCGGCCCCCCUGAACCCCGGCUCUGCCCCCCCGCCUACCCCGAGCCCCCGGUGCGGGGCUGCCCCUGGCCCCGCGGCACCAAGGACGUCCUGCCGGCCUGCCCCAUGAACAGCCACUUGCCCGGCCGCAGCGGGCGCUCGGUGCAGGAGAUCUGGGAGGAUUUCUCCCUCAGCUUCACCCCUGCCGUCCGAGAGGUCGUCGAGUUCGCCAAGCACAUUCCCGGCUUCCAGGCCCUCUCCCAGCACGACCAGGUCACCCUGCUCAAGGCUGGCACCUUCGAGGUGCUGAUGGUUCGCUUCGCUUCGCUCUUCGACGUGAAGGAGCAGACAGUGACCUUCAUGAGCAGGACGAAGUACAGCCUGGAGGAGCUGUGGGGCAUGGGCAUGGGCGACCUGCUCAGCUCCAUGUUCGAGUUCAGCGAGAAGCUCAGCGCCCUGCAGCUCAGCGACGAGGAGCUUGGGCUCUUCACCGCCGUCGUGCUGGUGUCGGCAGACCGCUCGGGGAUGGAGGACACGGCGUCUGUGGAGCAGCUGCAGGAGACCCUGAUCCGUGCCCUGCGGGCGCUGGUGCUGAAAACUCACCCGGCCGAGACCUCCAGGUUCACCAAGCUGCUGCUGAAGCUGCCGGACCUGCGCACCCUCAACAACCUCCACUCCGAGAAGUUGCUCUCCUUCCGCAUCGACGCCCAGUAG
Messenger RNA from Indicator indicator, 1653 nucleotides. RefSeq names its product nuclear receptor subfamily 1 group D member 1 (gene NR1D1). The transcript is spliced from 8 exons. Gene Ontology annotation, molecular function: RNA polymerase II cis-regulatory region sequence-specific DNA binding; nuclear receptor activity; zinc ion binding. NCBI's taxonomy places the organism in Eukaryota, Metazoa, Chordata, Aves, Piciformes, Indicatoridae. The coding region runs from base 1 to 1653 and encodes 550 amino acids. The record is from RefSeq and is a predicted model, not a curated record. Gene Ontology annotation, biological process: positive regulation of transcription by RNA polymerase II; cell differentiation; negative regulation of transcription by RNA polymerase II.